AUGACGUUAGCUCCUGAACGCAUCAGCAUCAAGCGCAGAAGGCAGGAGGAACCGGUAGAGACCUUGUACCUUGAACAAAGCUCCGCUCCUGAUCGAAAGAGACGAGUCACCGACUUCUACUUUCAACGUGUCCAGAUCCAGGUUCCACUCGUCGCUCCACUAUCUCAACCGAGUACUGGACCUCAUGUCACCCGUCCAGCAUCAUCUGGAGUUCCUUCGGUCCGUACGUCCGCUCCAGGAGACAAUGUACGCGAUUACAAUACGUUGAGGGAAGCUUGGAGGGCGAAGAGCGAGGAAGAUGCACCAAAGAGACACGGAGGAGUCAGUCAGGGUCUCAGAGAUUCGCAAAAUGCAGGCAACACAAAGCCAGUUUCGACAUCUGCAGAGGUCAAAGAUUUACAACAACUUCGACGAUUCCACCUAGCUCGCCACCUCUCCACGGCGCCUUCUGGAGGACUUGAAAGAAAGAAAAUUGAUAUUCGACCACCACUGGCAACCUUUGUUGAGAGACGGCCUGCGUCAAACAAGCAUGAGAAAAGCUCCAUCUAUCAGGGUGAACCCGUCGACAAGGUUAUAAAUCUUCCUCAUGAUCGUAACGGGGCAACCCUAGUUGCUGGUGUUGAUGAACCACCGAGCCUUGCUGCACUGCAAACUUCGGACCGUACGCCAAUUAAACCCUUUGUGGCUGCCGAAGCUCACACAAAACGAAAGGGGACUUCUAUUCAAGAUCAUCCUAGUACAUGGGAUCAUGAUUCCGAUCAACUGGCGGACGAAUUGGCAGCCCUGGCCAUGGAGUUUGACCCUGAGAUCCAGAACAAAGCAGUCGAGCCUGAAGCUGCUGAGGAAAUCCCUAUACUGUCCACAGCUGUUGAAGAAGACUUGGAUCGAAUGAUUCUUGAUGAUAACGACUUUGUUUACGAGACGUAUAUCAAAGUGCAACAGGAACAAGGAGGAAAUCCUAUCACGAAUAUGGAGGACUGGGCAUUCAAAGUCGGUGUCCUUGUAAUUGACGAAGAAGAUGAGGAUUUGUGGAACAAGUAUGUGGACAGUGACGAAGAAGAUGACUGGGAUGAGGAAGACUCGAAUGCCGAGGACAACCCCUCCAACGACUAUCCUGAAGAUGAGGUCAGUUCUGAUGACCAGUUUUCUCGCAAUCCGUACAAAUAUCGCCAAUAUGACUCGGACAACGAGUACGAUGACGAUUAUCUAUGA
Exophiala bonariae is the source of this 1212-nucleotide messenger RNA. RefSeq lists its product as uncharacterized. The record is from RefSeq and is a predicted model, not a curated record. Gene Ontology annotation, biological process: protein import into nucleus. NCBI's taxonomy places the organism in Eukaryota, Fungi, Ascomycota, Eurotiomycetes, Chaetothyriales, Herpotrichiellaceae. Bases 1 to 1212 code for a protein of 403 amino acids. The transcript has 3 exons. Gene Ontology annotation, cellular component: cytoplasm.